This is a messenger RNA of Blumeria graminis f. sp. triticale, 2556 nucleotides long. Lineage: Eukaryota; Fungi; Ascomycota; Leotiomycetes; Helotiales; Erysiphaceae. The record is from the annotation of a GenBank genome assembly.
AUGUCUCAACCAAAACAAUCUCAGCUCGGUGCAACUUUCGUGCCUGGCGGAUACGAUGACAUUUGUAUGCCAGAAUUCGUACCACCCUUGCCACAACGCACCACGUCCGAGAUGCCAUCCAACAUGCAGGGCGAACUUCAGCACUUCGAUCAUGAAGCAAACAAACCACGGAACAGAAGCAUAUCUUCCAAUAUACCAUUGAAAUCUCCAAUACUUGAUCAAGACGAAGGGAGGCUAAGUACUCUAGAGAGUAGGCAGGUCAUCAAGCCUGGCUAUGAGCACACUAAUGGAUCUGUCUAUCAAAAUAUUAGCAACGUUUACAGGCCCUUUCUACGCACCGAAUCUCUACAAACUAGUCCUUUCCCCAAAGUCCGAAAUUCUGGCCUCAAUGUGCCAUUAUCAAGCGAAGAUAAGGGGGAGGUAUUGGAACAAGCAAGACAUCAGAUUCUCAAGUCAACAAAUCCCGAGGUUCAACUAGCAUGGGCUCAAGACGCACUGUCCUGGGCAGAUAUUGAAAAUGACUAUGUUAUGCGUACAGAGUCCAAUGACCAUCCCACAAGACCCAUGACGCCUAAGUUAGAGCAUCAAUUGCGGGAAGAUGCGGUCAAUAUAGUUAGACAUUUAGGAGAACAAGGGCACCCAAAAGCAGAAUUUAUACAAGCAUACUGGCUCGAGUUCGGAAAGUUUGGUUACCGUAUGAAUAAGAAGGAGGCAUUUUUAGGCUACAUUCGAGCAGCAGAUAAUGGAUAUGCUCGAGCUCAAUAUAGAAUCGGUAUGCAAUACGAAAACUCAAACAAUAUUAUCAAGGCGGUGGAACAUUACUGUAAAGGUAUUGCAAUGAAAGAUUCGGCUUCACAUUACCGACUGGCUAUGAUGAAUUUGCUGGGUCAGCAUGGCACACCUCAAGAUUAUGGCCGCGGAAUUGAUUUAGUACGAUUUGCUGCCGAAACUGCAGAUGAAAAUGCACCACAGGGUGCUUAUGUUUAUGGAAUGCUUCUGGCACGAGAGCUACCCAACAUUGAUAUUCCUGAACAAUACCUUCCAUAUGAUGUGGUCGAAGCUAGACUCUAUAUUGAGAAGGCUGCUUACUUGGGAUUCGGCAAGGCCCUAUCCAAGAUGGGGCUCGCUUAUGAAUUAUGUCAACUCGGUUGUGAAUUUGAUCCUACCCUCUCUCUACACUACAAUGCCCUGGCUUCAAGACAGGGUGAAGCUGCCGCAGAUAUGGCCAUCAGUAAAUGGUUUUUGUGUGGAUUUGAUGGGAUAUUCGAGAAAAAUGAAGAACUAGCUUUCUCGUAUGCCAAGCGGGCGGCUGCAGCUAAGUUGCCUAUGGCAGAGUUUGCCAUGGGAUAUUUCUACGAGAUAGGCAUGUAUGUUUCGGCCGAUUUAGCAGAAUCAGAGAAAUGGUAUCAAAGGGCGGUAGAUCAUGGGAAUACUGAUGCCCUUGUUAGAAUCAAUAGCAUUAAGGCAAAUAACACAUUUUCCAAAAAAGAUCACGAACAAAUUGCUAUCAAGAAAAUAAAGUCGCAAUACGGCUCACAGAUCGGGACAAGGCCAGAUCGAUUCAAAAAGCUGUCACCAUCUAUCGCAACAACUUCGGCAUCAGUAAUAGAUAUAGAUCGAACAGACAUGCCUGACGUUAGACACACAUAUAGUAACCCGCCUCUUCCAAGAAAAAAUCCAAAUGAAUCGCGCAACUCAUAUAGUUCCCAGAUGAGGGCUGAUGCAAGCGAGACUCGAAACUCUCACCUAGGCUCAUCUAGGGCGGAAGUACAUGAUUCGAACAAAACUUACAGUAUGUCACCAGUACCACCUCGUCGGUCAUCAAAUAUGCCUCCCAAUCAUCGUCCUGUUUCACUUGCGCCUUACCCUGAAGAUGACGAAAAAAUACCCGGAUAUGGCCUCAAUAUUCGUAUUGGAUCUAGUGCUGGUCCUCAAUCCGAUAGACCAGUGUCAGCUUUUGGAAUAAAACCUAUCGUCACACAUCAAAAUCUAGAGCCAUCUGAGAAAGCGCUUAGCCCCAGGACUCACAGUCAGAUUCGCCCAUCAACAAGUAUGGGUGCUAUGCCGUCUAUCCAUAGCAGAGAUAGCUGUGUAGGUGAUCAGGUCAGUUCACCUGGCCGAGAUGUUCAGCAGUCUAGCUACAGCCCAGAUGGAUCAGGUCGUGGUAGAUUCUCCUCCUCAAGUAUCAACAAGCCUCGUCACCCUCCCUUCUCGGAAGAAUAUCAUAGAAGGCAAUCAGCAUCAAGCCAUGAAGGUUCUUUAUCAAAAAGGGACUCCUCUGGGAAACAAUUCAUGAGGCCGGAACGAGUAAGCUCCGCUAAUAUGCCACAGCUACAGCAAAAUUCCAGUCGUUUGUCACACCGCCAAUCACAACAGGCUGCAUUCUCUCAACAGCCAGGACUAUCUCCAAAAGACUCCAGGUCUGAUUCAAGGCCACUUCCAUCACCACCUGUAGUUUCUCCAACUACCCCAGGGCCCAAAAAGACAGGUCCCGCCACCUUUGAGGAGAUGGGAAUCCCCGCUGCCAACAAAGAAGGAGACUGUUGUGUGAUGUAA